AUGGCAAUUUAUGAGAAGAAGGACGACAAAGCACCGACGUUGAAUGAUCAUGAAGAGUUCUUUGCAUUAUAUAGAAUGUGGCCCGAGCAAUUUCAUUUGCUAGUAGAUUUACUUCAUCCUCAUCUUAAGAAGAACAGUAUCCAGGUUCCUCUUCCUACAGAGCUACGCUUAGCUGUCACGUUGUUGUACUUAUCCCAGGGUGAUAGUGCUAAAUUAAAACAUGCAGAAUUUAGGAUAGGCAGAUCAACUGUUAAUAAAAUAGUGAAUGAGACUUGUCAGACAAUUUGGACAGUAUUACAGCCAAUUGUUUUGAAACCUCCUAGUAAAGAAGACUGGAAAUCUAUAAGUGAAGAGUUCAUGGAAAAAUGGCAGUUUCCAAACUGCCUAGGAGCACUAGAUGGGCGUCAUAUGAGAAUUCAGGCCCCGCCCAAUUCUGGAUCAGCAUUCUAUAAUUACAAACAAUUUUUCAGUAUGGUACUACUUGCCAUCUGCGAUGCAACAUACAAGUUUACAUGGGUUGAUAUUGGGCAAUAUGGUUCUAUAAGUGAUGGUGGAGUAUGGGCCAAUACUGAAUUUGCAAGUGAUCUAGCUGCAGGCAAUAUAUUCUUACCAGAUCCCACACUACUUCCAGGGACAAAUAUUUCUUUUCCCUUUGUUUUUAUUGGUGAUGAGGCUUUCCCAUUGUCAACACAUAUGAUGCGGCCCUAUCCACAUAGAAAGCUGACUGAUGACAUGAGGAUCUUUAAUUAUCGCUUAUCACGUGCACGGCGCACAAUAGAGAAUACUUUUGGCAUUUUGACUGCGCGAUGGCGUAUCUUACACAAACCCCUUUGCAUGUCAACAACUAACUGCGAAAAUUUGUUGAAAGCCCUCGUCUGCCUACACAAUUUUAUUAUGCUUGGAGAAGAACAGGAAAAUAUGAACAAUCGUCGAUAUUGUACAACACAUUUAAUUGAUAUGGAGGAAGAAAAUGGCAGCAUUAGAGAAGGACAAUGGAGGAGACAUUUUUCUCCACACUUUGUAGAAGUCGGCCGAAUGGGUGCUAACCGUGCAGAUUCUGUAGCAAAAGAAAUGAGAGAUACUCUUAAAGAAUAUUUUGUUUCUCCAAUUGGUGAAGCUCACGCUCCAUGGCAAUAUGAAUACACAUUUAGGGGAGCUAUUAUCAAUCCUCCUGUAAUAUAA
Molecule: messenger RNA, 1182 nt
Organism: Mycetomoellerius zeteki
Lineage: Eukaryota; Metazoa; Arthropoda; Insecta; Hymenoptera; Formicidae
Exons: 4
Coding region: 1-1182 (393 amino acids)
Source: RefSeq, a predicted model, not a curated record